AUUUUGGUGUUUUUUCUGAACAGGUUUGCUGCAGCUCUGCGAGAUAUGAAGUUGUGGGUCAUGAACAUAGUCCCAAUCGAUUCCCCAGACACCCUUCCUAUUAUUUAUGAGCGUGGGCUGUUUGGAAUGUAUCAUGAUUGGUGCGAAUCUUUCAGCACCUACCCAAGAUCAUAUGAUCUUCUCCAUGCAGAUCAUCUGUUUUCCAGAAUAAAGAAGAGAUGCAAGAUUUUACCACUAAUGGCGGAAGUAGACCGCAUGCUACGACCAGAAGGAAAGUUAAUCGUCAGGGACAACAUAGAGGUGAUCAACGAGGUGGAGAGCAUCGCAAAAUCUUUGAAUUGGGAGAUCAGAAUGUCUUUCUCAAAACAAAAUGAAGGGGUACUAUGUGUUAUGAAGACAUCAUGGCGGCCUAAGGAACUAGAUGCGAGGAGAUAGAGGCAAGCAUAUUGUGCCCAUCUCUUCACUCUUUUUGAUAGCGUAUCGUAAUGUAGUGUUGUCCAGUUUUUGUUUCCUGUGGUUCUUGUAUUACUACAAAUUCACUGCAUAAUUAUACAAAAUUUUGAAUGAGUGAUAUAUCAGUUUACUCCUGGAAA
Messenger RNA from Asparagus officinalis (garden asparagus), 593 nucleotides. RefSeq names its product probable methyltransferase PMT24. The record is from RefSeq and is a predicted model, not a curated record. Gene Ontology annotation, cellular component: cytoplasm; endosome; trans-Golgi network. The coding region runs from base 46 to 435 and encodes 129 amino acids. NCBI's taxonomy places the organism in Eukaryota, Viridiplantae, Streptophyta, Magnoliopsida, Asparagales, Asparagaceae. The transcript has 2 exons. Gene Ontology annotation, molecular function: methyltransferase activity.